UUUACACAUUUACACUGAUGUUGUGUUUGGUUUGGUUUAGUAAAUUCUGUUCAAACAACAUUUUAGAAGUUAGUGAAGUUAAUUUUAAAGCCUUUCUAAGUAAUAUUAUGUAAACGUGAACCUGUUUAGUAGUUUUUUAGGCCUUAUUAAAAUGCCUUUUACAUGUGAAGUAUGCAAACAAACCUUUUCUCGUUGUGCUUACAUAAACCAUUGUGCUCAAAGCAAUUGUAGGCCUAAAUCCAACCCCAAAAUAGGUCUAAGUCAUAAUGAAAAAUUAGUUUCAAUAAAGAUUCAGCAACGUACGCCUACGUCAGAGCCUGCACCAUGCAAUAAGGAUGAUUUGCCUAAACAUCUUGAAAAUGGUCUAAGUCAUGAUGAAAAAUUAGUUUCAAGAAAUAUUCAGCAACUUACGCCUACGUCAGAGCCUUCACCAAGUAAUAAGGAUGAUUCACCUACACAUCUUGAAAAUGGCGCCCUGUUUAUGGUUGUUAGUUUGGACAAGAAGACUAGUAGUAGUAGUUCAACAGAGGUUACUGAGAAAACCCAAGAUGAUUCUAACACAAGUUUAAGUAAUAUCUUUUUGGAAGAUGGAGCAAACCAAAGUAACGGUUGUGAGAUUGAAUCAAUAUUACAAGAUAAUAUCAGUGAUAUAGAAGAAAACAUUUUGAAUAUGAUAAGUGGCACCCUGGAUCCACAAAUUCUAGAUGGAGUAAUGGAACUAGAACAUGAACAACUGAAUGAAAAUGUUGGAAAUGAAGAAAUUCUUGGUGGAGUUGGGUUAUUAAUUCAACAAGAAAAUAGUGAAAACAAUCCAAUCGUGUUUACUGAAAAUAAUGAGGAAAUUCAGAUUGAAGAAAAUAUAGAGAAUGAGGGCUUUCAAAUCAAUCAAGCAGAACCACCUAAAGGUUUUACUAAAAAAGGAAACCCUAGAAAGCGAGCAGCACCAAGAAAAAAGGAAGAAAUAAAAUCAAAGCGACAAAGAAACAAAGAGAAACACAAUAUACAACCUCCCUGCAGCGAUAAUUGUAAGAGAAAAUGCAUUCAAAAGGUGUCAGAAGAAAGAAGGUGUGAAAUACAUGAACACUUUUGGUCAAUGGAAGAUAACGAGAGAAAAGUUUUUAUUUUAGGUCAUGUGGAGAAAAAAAAAGUCGUUAGAAACACAAAAGAUGAAGAUAAUUCACGAAGAGGGAAAACUUUCUUUUACCAUCUUACCAAUUCUGAAGGAGAAAGAAAAAAUGUGUGCAAGACUUUCUUCCUAACCACUCUCGGCUACAAAAAAAAGAAUGACAUGUUUGUGUUUAAUGUAUUGAAUAGAUCAAUUAGUGGUGUUUCCCCUAACUGUGACAAGCGAGGCAGACAUACCCCUCACAAUUUCAUCGAUAAAACUAUAAUCAAAGAUCACAUUUUAAAGUACAACCCAUGCAUUUCUCACUAUAGGAGAGAGCAUGCGCCAAAUAGAAAAUAUUUGCCAGCAGAAUUGUCAAUUACUGAAAUGCACAAUGCAUUUUUAGAAGAACAUGAAGGAAUUGUUUGUUCCUAUGAUUUAUACAGAUCAGUUUUAUUGGAAAUGAAUGUUUCAUUUUCGAAACUAGGACAUGAAGAAUGCGAGAAAUGCACAAGUUAUAAGCUUCACAAUCCACAGCACGUACAAGAAAAUGAUGAGUCGUGUUUGGAGUGCACAGAAUGGCUGGCUCACAAAAAAAAGUAUACAGAAGCUCGUAUGUCUUACGGUGAAUAUAUUGAUGAAAACCGAUUGAAUGAAUAUAGUAAUGACGGAAUUGUGGUUUGUUCCAUGGAUCUUCAAAAAGUGUUGAUGUUACCCCACAUGGAACAGUUCAAGCAAGCUGUAUUCACUAAAAGAAUAGUUUUAUUUAAUGAGUCAUUUGUACCUAUUGGCAAAAAACCAAAAAUUGAGCCCAUGGCUUGCUUAUGGCAUGAAGCUAUAUCAGGCCGGAAAAAGGAAGAUAUAACAAGUGCUUUGCAUGCGUUUCUUUUUCAUUAUAGGGAUGCCAAAGAAAUCCAUCUAUGGAUGGAUAAUUGUGCAAGUCAAAAUAAGAACUGGUCUUUGUUCUCCUACAUGGUUGGCUUGAUAAAUUGCUCAGAAAUUGCAAGUAACAAAAUUGUCUUCAACUAUUUGGAACCUGGACACACUUUUAUGUCCGCUGACCAGUUUCACCAUCAGGUUAACCAACAGAUCAAAACAAAAGGCAAAGUCUAUGAUUUUGAUGAUUUUCAAGACGCUGUGAUGAAAAGCAAUUCUGGCAAAGUAAUUGUGAAAAGUCUUCAACAUACUGAUUUCUUCAAUUCUUUUGAUUACUCUUCUACGUAUAAAAUUACAAACAAGAUUCCGCGGCCAUACCUCAGCGAGAUGGUCCAAGUAAUUUUUCAAAGAGGCUCUUUUGACAUCCAGUACAAGACCUCAUUUAUCAGUGAACAAAUUGAAAGUAUUUCAAUUUUGAAAGCAGGUUACCUAAAAAAAAAACAGGUUCCCAUGCCUACCCGAAGAUCAAACCCAAGAGGGAUAAAUCAAGCUAAAAAAGCUGACAUCAUCCAAAAGCUACUGCCUUUGAUGCCUGAAAACAGGCGCUCAUUUUGGUUGGACCUACCUGCGAGUAGUGACGUGCCAGAUUUGGUAACUGACCAAGAAGUUGAGUAAAGUGUUAAGAGUAAAAUGAUGUUCUAGAGGAACUAUAGAUGAUCAGUGUAUUUUUAUAAUGAACAAGAGUUUAAACAAUAAGAAACUAGGUCCAUUAAAGAUUUUAUAACUUUUACGUUUUACUUAAGUAUUAAAUAGAAAAAAUGUUGGCCUAGACAAGAGUAUUAUGUUGUAACCAAACAUGAAAGUUAGUUAAAGAACUUUUACGUUUUACUUAAGUUGUUGGCUUAGAGUAUUUUAUAACUUAACUAAACAUUAAAGUAUAAAGUGGCUUAAAGAAAUGCCUUUCUGCUUACAUUUUUCUAAAUGUAAAUCUUG
Molecule: messenger RNA, 2974 nt
Organism: Macrosteles quadrilineatus (aster leafhopper)
Lineage: Eukaryota; Metazoa; Arthropoda; Insecta; Hemiptera; Cicadellidae
Exons: 5
Coding region: 152-2656 (834 amino acids)
Source: RefSeq, a predicted model, not a curated record